AGUGGGGUAGAGAGACAUUUGGGGAAGAGCAGGGGAGGAGGAAAGAAGGGAAAGGGAGGAGGAGGAGUAGAAAGAUCCGGAGAAAAAGUUUGAAAGAAAAAGAGAGACGUCUCAGUGGCCGGCGCGGUACAAAACGAAUAAGUGGAGGUUGAAACCGAAGGCUCAAACGGCUCAUAGUCUCAGUGUGUGUGUCUGUGUGUGUGUGUGUGGAUUUUACUGCUGCCGGGGAGCCGCUGGGCACGCGCCUGCUCCUGUGUGUCGUCGGGCGGAUUAGAUGAGUUUGACUUCACGAUGAGGAGCGACCCUGUUCUGUUCACUUCCAACAGGGCGAUGGAGGAGCUGGUGUGUGAGCUUCGACUGUUCCUGGACCUGCUGGACAGGGAGUAUCUGAGCGCCGGGGUUCGAGAGAGGAAGCUGCACCUCUCCAACAUCCUCCACAGAGUCCUCUCAGACAAAGAGCCUUCAUUCAAGUCAGAGAUCCACAGUGGUCUGCCGGCCCCGCCUCAGAUGCCCCUCCCGGAGAUCCCUCACCCCUGGCUGCCUCCAAACAAUGGCCCCCCUCCUCUGCCCAGCUCCUCUCUACCAGAAGGCUACUAUGAGGAAGCAGUGCCUUUAAGUCCUGGAAAGGCCCCUGAAUACAUCACCUCCAACUAUGACUCGGACGCCAUGAGCAGCUCCUAUGAGUCGUACGAUGAGGAGGAGGAAGAUGGGAAGGGCCAGAAGAUGCGUCACCAGUGGCCAUCUGAAGAGGCGUCCAUGGAUUUGGUGAAGGACGCUCGGAUCUGUGCAUUCCUGCUGCGCAAGAAGCGCUUUGGCCAGUGGACCAAACUCCUCUGUGUCAUCAAAGAUAACAAACUGCUGUGCUACAAGUCCUCCAAAGACCACACCCCCCAGAUGGAGCUGACCCUGUCAGGGUGCAGCAUCACUCACAUCCCCAAAGACGGCAAGAAGAAGAAGCAUGAACUAAAGAUUGUCCACCAGGGGGCGGACGCCUUAGUGCUGGCUGUGCAGAGCAAAGAACAGGCCGAGGAGUGGCUCAAGGUGAUGAGAGAGGUGUGUAUUAAUGGGAGUGUAGACUUGGAUGGAGCUGGAUCUGGAUCACCAGUGCACAAACCCGAACUAGAAAAGAAGGCAUCGUGUGACAGGCCGAGCUCCGACGGUGAGGUGACUCACGAGAAUGGACACAGCGACAGCAAGGACCAAGGAAAAGGGAAGAAGAACUCAAAGUCAGAGCAGAAGAGUGGGACGGUGGGGAAGGGAGCAGGGAAGAAGAUCACUAAAAUCAUCGGGCUGGGUAAGAAGAAGCCGUCCACAGAUGAGCAGACCUCGUCAGCAGAAGAAGACGUACCCACAUGUGGCUACCUCAACGUGUUGUCCAAUAACCGUUGGCGGGAGCGCUGGUGCCGCCUGAAAGACAACCAGCUGCUGCUCCAUAAGGACCGGGACGACCUGAAAAGCCACAUUGCCUCGCUGCCCCUUCGAGGCUGCGAGGUCAGCCCUGGCCUUGACCACAAACACCCCUUUGCUUUCCGUCUGCUCCGUAAUGGCCAGGAAGUCGCCGUUCUGGAGGCCUCCUCCUCUGAGGUGAUGGGACGCUGGUUGGGGGUUUUAUUGGCUGAGACUGGCUCCACCACUGACCCAGCCACCCUGCACUACGACUACAUCGACGUCGAGACCACUGCCAAUGUCAUCCAGCUAGCCAAGCAGUCCUUCUGUUUUACCAGUAAGCGUGCUGUGUCUCCUAACCCGUACCUGGACAACCCAGUCAAUGGCUACGCCUGCCCCUCCGGUAUGGCUCUGCACUAUGAUGAUGUACCCAUCAACGGAACGGACCCAGAGGCGCUAUACUCCAGUCCCAGCACAGGGGGGCGCCAGCUGAAAGACGAGGUGCACUAUGAGAAUGCUGACCUCUAUGAGAACAUGCCCUCGCCCAAGCGGGCCACUCGCCUUCCUCCCAAGACGUCUUCGUCUUCUUCUCCUUCCUCUUCUUCCACCUCUACUAGUCACUACAAAACUCCUGUUUCUAAAGUCUCUUCUAAGUUCCUCACUACUGAUGCUAAAACUAAAGACACUGCCCAGCUGAAGGGAAAGAAGGGAACAGCGACCAAUGGGGUGGCGUCGAAACAGAAGGCAGAGGCAAAGAACCAAUCCAAGAAGAAUGGAGUCAAUGGGACAAAUGGGACAGCUUCUCUGAAACGCAACAACUCCAAUGCAGAGCAGUGUAAGUACGGCAAGAACCGCGUGGAGGCCGACGCCAAGCGGCUGCAGUCAAAGGAGGAAGAGCUGAUGAAGAAGAAGCAGGAGAUCAGGAACCAUCUGACCCAGCUAAAGAAGGAGAGGAGAGACCUGCGCACUGCUGUGGAGGCCGCUGCUGAAAAAUCCUCCUCCCGUCCUCCACUAGGCAAACGCUCGCACGCCUCACUGUCGGAGCGACUGAAGAAGGUGGAGGAGAACUGCAGGCAGAAGGAGGAGGAGCGGGUGAACCUGGAACUGGAGCUGACGGAGGUGAAGGAGAGCCUGAAGAAAGCUCUGAACGGGGGGGUCACCCUGGGCCUCACCAUAGAACCGAAAGCUGGCUCCUCUGGUCUCCAGUCGCCAGCGAUGUCGCGACGGACCCAGGAGUCUUCUCCCUUCUCCAGCUGUGACACCAGCGACACAGAGUCUUGCUCCCUGCCCGUCAACAGCGCCUCACUGCUCCGCCGGCAGCAGGGCGGCCAGAAGGCCUCGCCAGUCCGGGGACACGUCCUCAGGAAGGCCAAGGAAUGGGAGCAGAAGAAUGGCACAUAAACCACCCAACCCCUCACAUCGUCUUACUCUGAUUUCUUUUGACUUUUUAAGGAAUUGUGUAUAUAUUUAUUUAAAACUGUUCAUACAGUCUGAGUGUGUUGAGGAGGACACAAGCAUAGCAUUCACAUGAACCAAAACUAGUUGCUGGUUUAAGUGUACUGUCAGUACCACACAUACAGACAUAGCAACCUUUUUAAACUUUUUUACUAUUGAGCAUGCUCAGUGUACUAAGUUGUGCAACUUGUGUUGUCCGCCGUACUCGUUUAAAGCAACCACCUUCUUUUUCUCUCUCCUUUCAUUCAAAUCUGUUCCAGCAGAUUGACAGUUUGGAUUCAAAAAGGUUAAAGGUCAAAACCAAGUAUUUAUUUGUAAAUGUUUAAAGGAAAUACUAGCUUCCCUCUUUAUUUAUGUUGAUAUAUUUAAAUUUUUUGUUUGUAGAAUUUGUGGCGCUCCACAGAAUCCCGUUCCCUACACACUUAAUGCUUCUCAUUCAUGGGUGUCAGCAUCAGCCAGCAAAGUGCAUCAUUAAUGGUCACAAUUAUCACAACACACACCGGCUGAGUAACAGCGCAGCUCCGCUCGCAGGGGUAUUUACAGAAGCAGAAUUAUUCCAAAUGAAAGGCAAUAGAUGAAAGCAAGGUUGAUCUGCAUGGCUGUGAGACACUUUGACUGUCAGCUGAGGAGAACCUAGAUAUCCAAAGCAGUAUGGGUGCAGACAAUGAACCUUUUUUGCUCAGGGUCACAAACUGUGACUGUAAUACUCAAGAGUGUCCCAUCCCCACAAAUAAUGACGCCAUUAUUUGCUUUGGUUUGGUUAUGGUUGGGACACUUUACGGACAUUUUUACACACAAAGUGAUGUUUCGCUCUUUAAUGGCAUAGAUUUGACUCUUUUGCCAUGUCUCCAGCCAGCAGAGACACUAAUUGACAGGUGCAUUUUUAUGUCCCUGACCUGCAUGCAAUAUGAAGGUAUGUUGGUGGGUAAUACUUUAACCUAUAUAUACUUUUAUUAUGUGUAUUUCCUUUCAACUAAAUUGAAUAUAUCCUAAAUUUCCCUCUGGAUCAUUACAGUGUUUAUCUAUCUUUCUACAAAUAAUGUAUAUUCAGGAGUACAGCCAAAAAUAAUUGAUAUAAAAAAAAUAAAUAAAAGAUUUAAACUCUCAGCUUUGGAGAAGAUGCAUUUUCCUAUAAGGAGUUUGAAUGCUAACAGAAUAAUUGUGCUUCUUUAAAUAGUCCUUCAGUGUGAUGAUGGGGGGCUGUCAUUAGGCUGUAGAAGGACUUUAGCCGGGUGUGUGUUAGAGUUUGGAAAGCCGGGCAGGUCAGGCUGAGGCGUGGCCACCCCAAGAUUUGGCGCCCAUCAUUGGAAAACUCAGAAACCUCAAAAACAUGGCUGACAGUAGUCCCUCGUCCAAGAGCCUCGGUCCAGUUCCUCUGAUCACGCCACUGGUUUACUGUAGCCCUGUGAUCUGACCCUGUGUGUGUUUGUGUGUGUGUGCGUGCGCUAAAAUGUCUCCAAGGCACAUUCCAAACCCAUCAACAAUACACUGA
Morone saxatilis (striped sea-bass) is the source of this 4333-nucleotide messenger RNA. It is a transcript of the gene afap1, whose product is annotated as actin filament associated protein 1. Gene Ontology annotation, cellular component: cytosol. NCBI's taxonomy places the organism in Eukaryota, Metazoa, Chordata, Actinopteri, Moronidae. Bases 292 to 2787 code for a protein of 831 amino acids. Gene Ontology annotation, molecular function: SH2 domain binding; SH3 domain binding. The transcript has 18 exons. The record is from RefSeq and is a predicted model, not a curated record.